UCACAAGAUGGCGGAGGCGGCCAAUUGUAUCAUGGAGGUGUCGUGCCCGCCCGGGGAGGGCAGUGCCAAGCCCUCGGCCGAGGACAUGACCUCCAAGGAUUAUUACUUCGACUCCUACGCCCACUUCGGCAUCCACGAGGAGAUGCUGAAGGACGAGGUGAGGACGCUGACCUACCGCAACUCCAUGUUCCACAACCGGCACCUCUUCAAGGACAAGGUGGUGCUGGACGUGGGCAGUGGCACUGGCAUCCUCUGCAUGUUCGCUGCCAAGGCCGGUGCCAGGAGAGUCAUUGGG
This is a messenger RNA of Passer montanus (Eurasian tree sparrow), 295 nucleotides long. Its product is annotated as protein arginine N-methyltransferase 1-like. The record is from RefSeq and is a predicted model, not a curated record. Gene Ontology annotation, molecular function: protein-arginine N-methyltransferase activity. The annotation marks the transcript as partial. Gene Ontology annotation, cellular component: nucleus. NCBI's taxonomy places the organism in Eukaryota, Metazoa, Chordata, Aves, Passeriformes, Passeridae. The transcript has 3 exons.